AUGUCGUGGCUCACCGAGGACGAUCUCGCGACUAGCAAUGCCGAUUUGUUGAAGAAGCUGUCGUACCCACCAAGCAAGGACCACAAUCCGAAACUUGCAAAGGUCGAAGAUGAAAUCCUCGAGCACUGGAAGGACUUUUCCCAUUUCUGCAACUAUGUGGCGGACAAAGACCCGGACGCGGGAAAGCGCUUCUACGACCUGGACGAGGCCAACUAUUUUGAUCUGAUGGGGGCGGUCACGCGGCCAGGAUUCCGCCCUCACUACGACCGCAUUACUCCGUACCUGGCCCGGGCGAACUUGCGCAUUAAAGAUCUGGAAAUCAUCGCCAUCACGCCCGAAUGCGGCUACGCCACAGCUCAUCAGAACUAUUACGGCACUGCGGCCGAUGGUGAGCCAUUCAACUUGACGUACCGGACGACAUCGGUCAUGCGCAAGGUCGACGGGCUCAUCAACGCGGGUACCUUGAAGAGCGAGCCAGGCUUUGAGCCUGCCGUGGAUGCUCAAGUGCUAUUCGGCACCGACCACUUCAAAGUCACCGAUGAUAUGAAGUAUGUUACUAUCGACGUCAAGGCUGCUUUGAAAAAUGAAGAUGGCACAACCAUCUCGUAUGCCUACACAGGACAUAUCGAAAUAACUCCUGCUUUCGGUCUCAUCUUGACUGGCAGCCCGGAAGCGAAGACGACGGAUUUUGGACACGUGUUCACACAUAUCACAUUCGAGACUGGUGCACCGAAUUUCAAAAGUCUCGAGACCAGCCGGUUCGUUGGGGCUAGUCGGUUUAUUGUGAGUGAAGGAGGGAAGGGACCCGUGAUUGAGACCAAGAUCAGUAAGAUCGUCAAGGGAUGA
Molecule: messenger RNA, 846 nt
Organism: Fonsecaea monophora
Lineage: Eukaryota; Fungi; Ascomycota; Eurotiomycetes; Chaetothyriales; Herpotrichiellaceae
Exons: 8
Coding region: 1-846 (281 amino acids)
Source: RefSeq, a predicted model, not a curated record